Molecule: messenger RNA, 981 nt
Organism: Eutrema salsugineum
Lineage: Eukaryota; Viridiplantae; Streptophyta; Magnoliopsida; Brassicales; Brassicaceae
Product: DNL-type zinc finger protein
Exons: 4
Coding region: 63-563 (166 amino acids)
Biological process (GO): protein stabilization; protein folding; protein import into mitochondrial matrix
Cellular component (GO): mitochondrion
Molecular function (GO): zinc ion binding; protein-folding chaperone binding
Source: RefSeq, a predicted model, not a curated record
UAGAGCUACCAGUUUUACUCGCUCUUCCAAUAGAGGCAACACGGAGAACAAAGACGCAAAACAUGGCGAAUACGGUGGCCGGAUUAUCUCCGGUUUUGGCUCCAUUUUAUUCUCCGAUAACUGUUAACCGGAAGCCAAUUAAUUUCUUCAAGCCGCAUCUUCUCUCGUACAAGCAAAACCCUAUAUCGACUCUACACAGGUCGAGAACUGCUCGUGUGAUUGAGGUAGCACCCAAGCGAAGGAAUCUGUUGUUUACUGUUUUUGGGUCUCUCACUGAUGAUUCCGGGUUAAACCCAGAAGAAGAAUCAAAGGAUUCCGCAGAGGGACAGGUUGCUUCAAUAGAUAUUAAACUACCAAGAAGAAGCUUGCUUGUGGAAUUCAGUUGCAAUUCAUGCGGAGAAAGAACAAAGCGGCUUAUCAAUCGCUUGGCCUAUGAACGCGGCCUCGUCUUUGUCCAGUGUGCAGGAUGUCUUCGGCAUCACAAACUGGUAGACAAUCUUGGCCUCAUUGUUGAGUACGACUUCCGCAAAACCUCCGAGGAUUUGAGUACCGAUCAAGUUUGAUAAGUUACAUCGAAUGAGCUGAAUCAAUUUUUGUUCUUUUCUUUCUUGAUAAGUAAGAUUGUGUUCCGCAAAGAAUAGAUGAAAAAAAAUGUAUUAUUGUUGAAUCAAUGUGUUUGGUAUACAUGUGGAAAAAUUGUAGCUGCUCAAGUCGAUACAUCUGUGAUAUAAUGAGAAGAGCUAGAAAUUUUUAGACUGUAAUAGCCAGCAGAAAGAGAAUUCCCAGCGCGGUAUUGAGCCACAUUCCUUGCAGCUGAUUUAAGGCAUUUCCUCCAUUCUGUAAACCACAACAUUCAAGAAGAAGGUUAUAAUUUAACAGUGGUGGUCAACCUUUUAUAUCGCCUUGCAAUAUGGGUGAUUCUGUAUUUCUUUCAAGAUUCUUGUUUUAGUAUGAAAGUAUUUAUACCGCGUUCUGAGAUGG